Aegilops tauschii subsp. strangulata is the source of this 477-nucleotide messenger RNA. The record is from RefSeq and is a predicted model, not a curated record. Lineage: Eukaryota; Viridiplantae; Streptophyta; Magnoliopsida; Poales; Poaceae.
AUGGAAACAUUAUGCAUUCUUAGGUACUUCGGAGAUCGUCACGAGAAAGCACGGAGGGAUCACCAAGUUCACCGGAGACCUACGGAGGAGGAGAAGGAAGAUGGACGCGCGGCAAGAGAGAAGAAGGAGGAGUCCUGGACACCCCGGGUGCCCGGGCACUUUGGCCCCGGAGGCCCGGCCCGCCCCGUGGCGCCGCUCCCAGUCGGCCCCGGGUGCCCGGCCAUGGAGGGCCCGGGUGCCCGCACCACCCCGGCGCUGCCCCCAGCCACCCUCGGGUGCCUGGCCGCCUGCGCCCAGCCGCCCUUCGGGUGCCGGACAUUGAGGCCCCGGGUGCCCGGCCCCCUCUCGCCGGUGCUGCUGCCACCUGCCCGGGUGCCCGGGCCAUCACCCUCGGGUGCCGACCCCUCUCCAGCCGGCCCCGGGUGCCCGGCCUCGACCGCCCAGGCCCCUGCGUCUACCCCGGGUGCCCGGGCCUAG